Molecule: messenger RNA, 744 nt
Organism: Symbiodinium pilosum
Lineage: Eukaryota; Dinophyceae; Suessiales; Symbiodiniaceae
Source: the annotation of a GenBank genome assembly
GUGGUCCGCGGUCUGCCCGACUGGAUGACCGAAGCGCAGCUUAAAGCCGACUUCGCCACCUGUGGUCAGUUGAAGCGAGCCUCCAUGCCCAUGAACAAGGAGGGCAAGGGCAAAGGCUUUGCAUAUGUGCAGUACAAGAACGACGAAUCGAUGAAGAAGGCCUUGGAGUGGAACAGCACAUGGUACAAAGGGGUCACCAUCACGGUGGAGAAGCUGGGUGAGGAGAGCAAAGGCAAAGGCCGAGGCCGACGAGGACGCGAGAAGAAGGAGAAGCUACCAGACGGGCCCACGAUUCAUGUUGGAAGCCUGUCCUACGAGGUUGAUGACGAGAUGUUGAAGCAAGCUUUCGCUGCCUGUGGAGAGGUUGUGGCAAGCAGAGUCUUGAUCAGUGGCAAAGGCAAGACCAAAGGAAAGUCUCGUGGGACUGGUUUGGUUGUGUUUGCAACAGAAGAAGCCCAGAAAAAGGCUGUGGCAACCAUGAACGAGGUGGAACUGGCUGGGCGACAGAUCACCGUACGCGAGUACACACAGGAGGAAGAGGUCAAGCUUGACUUCAGCGCGCUCGAGGGUGAAGGUGACAAGACCAUGCUGGAGGAAGAAGAAGAGGAUGACUGGGAGAACUUCGAUUGGGACGCUGACAACGACGAUGGCUCCGAUGAUGAGGAUGAAGAUGACGACGAAUGGGAAGAAAGAGAAGAUGAGGACGAGGACGAGGCACACGUAGGAAGCAGUGAGUCAGUGUGA